CCUGACGAAUCAAUCGUUUACGACACACUGACUUCUUUCUCUCUAUCGAUAGUCCCGCCUUCAUUGCCUAAUUCAAACUCUCUCUCUCACUUGAUGAGCGAUCUCAUUCUGAUCUCCGACGGCGAGGAUGAAGCUACUCCACCACCGUCGAAGAGGGCUCGAAAGAAUCCUACUCCUACGGUUUUGAACUUGGGUUCCGAUCCGUCACCGAAGAAACAACCGCCGGGAUCUGCUUCUACUACUCCAUUGGUCCUCGUCGACGAGGCACCUCUCUUUGACGAUGUGAAGUCUUCAUUUGCUUCCGGAAUCGGAGUUCCUUCACACCGUGAGUCUCACACGUUUUCCGGUAAACGAGUAAUAUCUCUCGAGUCUGAUUCUGAAGACAAUUCCGAACCUGGAACUGCAAAGAAGUUGUAUGUACCUGUGCAUGCUGCUGAUUCUUGGAAGCAACCUUGUGGAUCCAGUGAUGCUGAUUCUGAUGAUGAUACUAGCUGGAUGCAGAGCGCUGGUUUUCGAUCUACACUGUCUAAAGAUCCUAUUGAGGUCGAUUCUGACCAUGAGAAAGAAGAUACAAGCGAUGAGAAAAUGGGUCGACAGAAGCGGCCUGAAAGUUACAAAAGUACCUAUCUUUCUGUUGAUGCGUUGCCUAAAAAGAAGGUGUCUAAAGAUGAAAAGAUCAGCGCGACAGAGGAAAAGAAGUUAAGAAAAGAACAAGAGAAAUUACAAAAAGCUGCCAUGAAAGCUGAAGAUGCUGAGCAUAAAAAGUUGGAGAAGGAAAAGAAGAAAUGGGAAAAGGACAAAGCCCUUAAAUCUAUUGUCGCCUUGAUUGACAAUAAACUGAUUGAAGAAUCUUUUGGAGUUGAUACAGGACGUCUUGUUUCGGGGUUGCAAGAGAAAGGCAUUACAUACCGUGUAACCUCUAAUCCAAUUGAGAGAUCCAUUGUGUGGGAAAUUACACUUCCAGAGGAUAUUGCUCAGAGUUUGCCCCUAGGGUCCAAGAUUCCAUACGUUUUACUUGUGUAUGAGGCUGAAGACUUUUGUAAUCUUGUUGCUAAUAAAGAACUUCUAGAAAACGUCUCCAGAGUUCGUGAUGAAUACCCAUCUUCUACAAUAUGCUACCUCACCAAUAAGUUAAUGUCCUACGUAAACAAAAAGGAGAGGAUUGAGUACAAGGACCCUGCAAAUCGCAGUGGUUGGAGUAAGCCUCCUAUUGAUGAGGCAAUCGCAAAAUUAACUACUCACUAUAUUGGAGUACAUUCCAGGCAUUGUGUAGAUGAGGCUGAGGUGGCUGAACAUGUUGUUCGUUUAACAAGUAAUCUGGCCUAUUGCCAAGUCAGGGAUAAGUUAACUCGGUGGUCAGUAUGCGCUGCUAGUACAUUAAUGUCCCGGAAGGGAGCUGAUAAGCACUUGAUUAGAGAGAGCCUAUGGUUGAAAGUGUUGGUAGCAAUACCAAAGGUACCGCCAAGAUACGCUUUAGCAGUGUCAAAGAAAUACCCAUCCUUGAAGUCUCUUCUUGAGGUUUAUAUGAAUCCUAACAUGUCGGUUCAUGACAAGGAGUUUACACUAAAAGACUUGAAAGUGGAAAAUUUAGUAGGAGAAGACAAAAAGGUAGGUGAGGCCUGUUCGAAGCGGAUAUACAGAGUGCUUAUGUCUAAAGAUGGAACCCUUAAGACUGAUGACGUCGUAGAUGGUGCUGCUUCCUUCACACCUCGUCCAUAUGACUUAGACUAGAAGUAAGAGAACAUUAAAAAGUCUCAUAACUUUCUCUGUCAGACAAAACAGAAGAAUGAUUGUGUCUGAGAUUUCUUUUCCUUUUGUAUAUGUAUGCAAGUUCAUUAUGUAUUGUCCGAAGUAUUUAAUGUGUGUGUCCUGAGUCGUUUUAUAUGUCUUGAUUUUGUUAGUAAAGAAAGGUAUUGUUGGUUCCGUCUCUGAUGCUGCACAUCUUAGUUUUCUCGAACAGCCUAUUAGUGUUCGAUUUAUAAGUUUUGGUGUUUUACU
Messenger RNA from Camelina sativa (false flax), 1998 nucleotides. Its product is annotated as crossover junction endonuclease EME1A-like. Gene Ontology annotation, molecular function: nuclease activity; DNA binding. Gene Ontology annotation, cellular component: Holliday junction resolvase complex; nucleus. The record is from RefSeq and is a predicted model, not a curated record. NCBI's taxonomy places the organism in Eukaryota, Viridiplantae, Streptophyta, Magnoliopsida, Brassicales, Brassicaceae. Gene Ontology annotation, biological process: DNA repair.